AUGACCUUACUCUCCCAUGUAGUGGUUCUUUGUUCCCUCCUCUUCGUGCUGUCUGGUUGCGGGAGGGGGGUGCCUUUUUGUUACACGUAUGAGCUAGACCGCAAGGUGAAACCGGUAGAAACUUGGACCGGACAAAUGCUAACAAUGGCGCAGCAAGCGCACGAGAGGGUGAAGGGAAUGCGUCACUCAAUUUCUUCCGUCGCCGCGGCUGUACACAAAUACGCAUGGAUCGUCAAGAACACAACAGAAGGGGAUGCAAUUUACGUAGACACCGCGACUCGACAACUGUCCAGAGCCUCGGAUGCCCACGACCGGGUUGCAAACCUACAGAAGACAAUACAGGAUCAUCACAAAGAGGUGACGUACCUUUCUCGCAAGGCAAUGGAAAGCUGUGACGAAUGGGUUGUCACGCUGCACCGUCUCCGGAAGACGAGGGAAGAGAAGGACCGGACAGAACUGAUGAAGAAACUUCAAACCCACGAGGCUGUAGCCAAAGAGAACAUUGGCAUCGCCAAGAAGGUGGCGUUACAGACAAAGCCAUUCGCGGAGCAGGUUGCGAGGAACGUCUCGACAGCGGAGAGUGCGCUCAGGUUCGCGCUAAAUGUCUGGAAGAAGUUCACCUCCGUUCUUGGAGAGACAAUUGAGAAAAAGAAGGCUGAGGCCGAACGUAGAGCUCGCGAGGCAGCCGAACAAACGAACAGAUCUGACAAUGCCACUGAUGAACCACAAGAGCAGACAGCAGAUGCGGCAAACCGAACGGCCACCCUACCCGAAAAGGAGGGUUCGGCAGAGCAGAACGAUGAGGAGGUGGAAGACGUGCAACAGAUUCCAAAGAUUGUUGACAGUUUGGAUUUCAGGGACAAUUUCAGUGAGGAGCGACCCACCACACAAGUGAGCACACCAUCGUGGAGUGAGCAAGGGGAUGAAACUGCGACGGAUACCACACUUAAGACGAGGGCCCAAUAUUCCGAACUGGCUACACGGGGGUGCAGAGGGCUGUUCCAUUUAUCGGCUAUUCUGUUCACCUAUGCUCGCAUUACCGCUCCUUAA
Messenger RNA from Trypanosoma brucei brucei TREU927, 1050 nucleotides. RefSeq lists its product as hypothetical. The transcript has a single exon. The coding region runs from base 1 to 1050 and encodes 349 amino acids. NCBI's taxonomy places the organism in Eukaryota, Euglenozoa, Kinetoplastea, Trypanosomatida, Trypanosomatidae. The record is from RefSeq and is a predicted model, not a curated record.